This is a messenger RNA of Ornithodoros turicata, 4724 nucleotides long. RefSeq lists its product as uncharacterized. NCBI's taxonomy places the organism in Eukaryota, Metazoa, Arthropoda, Arachnida, Ixodida, Argasidae. The record is from RefSeq and is a predicted model, not a curated record. Gene Ontology annotation, molecular function: nucleic acid binding; zinc ion binding. The coding region runs from base 1200 to 2426 and encodes 408 amino acids. The transcript is spliced from 2 exons.
AAUACAAAGCGUCAACAGAGGAAAGCAUGCAUGUUGGGGCAUGUCAGGAGCGCUAUUACACGAGGACAAAUCGCACGACUGCUGGGCAACAGAGGAAAUCAAACACAGAAAAACACAUGAACAGAGUGAAAAGACACUCACCAUCCUCGGACAUGUACACUACAUUCCCUCAUUGUAAAUCCGCUCGUCACAAAAUCCACCGGCAUCAUCAAACACCAUUCACCAGUGACGAACCACACAUCCGCACCCCACCAGGCACAGAGGGAACCCCACCGAACCUACGCUCUUCCACUAACGGCCAACGCAGUUGCUAGGAACAGAAUUAAUGUGUCCACACCCGUCAGUGUCCAAGAGAGAAGUGAAUCCUUGCACCCCCUGCAGGCUUUCCUCAUUGGUCGUGACAUCAUCCUAUUGUCUCAGGGCUACACUGUUUUUUUCCACUAAUGCUCCUCUGGACAAGGUCCACCUGAAACAAUAGAGUUGCGGUAUGACGUCAUCAUGCAGCUGCAUGGCUCAAGGACGCAUACGCUCUAGACAGGGGACCUGCUAUUUAUUGAAUCACUAUCCCAAGAUUAUUUCCUUUAUUCUACUAUAACGAUUGCAUAGGAAACUAUUGCAGAAAAACACGAUGCAUGAAAGCUGAUUGUAGGAAUUAAGCAUUUCAUUUCCAAAGUCUUACUAAAUUAGACUUACGAAUGCCCCGGCGUCGGGAACUUGGCGCCCCCAUCGCCCGGCAGCAGCCGCAGUAGCCCCCUCCUGCACCAACGGUUGGGUCGCCGCAGGAGGGAGACCCCCACGUAUAGCUGUGCGUGGCUUUCCCGUGUCUGGGGAAAGGGGGAUCCUGGCGGUUGAGUGGACCCGGAGGUUGUUUAGGACCCUUCGGGGCCCCUCCGGGAAAGCAACACACCGCUUUGGCCCCUGCUUCCCAUAGUCGGGUGGUCCUGGAAGACCCGGCCAGGAUUAUUCAGCUAGUCGCCAUCUCCCCCUUCAUUACUUUUUCUUUCUCCACUCCUUCACUAUCUUCCUUUUCCUCCCUUCACCUUCUUUGGCGGCAAGGGUCAACCUUGGGCAGUCCUUUCACUCUCCAGAAGCUGCACUAGGGUAUAGUGCAGAGGCAGGCGUUAGCGUGUGGGACACGUUCCCUUGUUGGGCUCCAUGGUGGGCGACGCACCACUGCACUGAACCACAACAUUUCUUUUAUGGCUUCUUCAAACUCAAAAAAACAUGAUCGGUACCGAAAGCGGCACCGCACCGAUGCACUAACUACACAAUCACUGGACCUCACACCAGAACCAUGGUUUGCAAAGGUCCUGAUCAUCCAUGGAGAAGAUGAGUCUAAGCCCCUGAGCAAAGUAUCACCAUUUGCGAUCGCGAAGGAACUGGAAAAAGCCAUUGGGAAGUCGUAUUCUGCGAAAAAGCUGACUACAGGAGACUUGCAGAUCGAAGUCCAGACACGACAGCAAAGCUCAACUCUGUUUUCCCUAAACAGAAUUGCUGGCAUACCUGUUACAGUUUCGAGGCAUCGUACGCUGAACAUCGUGAAGGGCGUGAUAUCGGAACAUGAACUUCUCGAUUGUUCAGAUGCAGAGAUCGAAGAAGGUCUAAAGGACGAAGGUGUUGUGACAGCGCGGCGAAUAACCAUGCGUCGAGACGGUAAGGAGAUUGCCACUAAACACAUUGUCCUUUCCUUUCAAUUACAUAAGCUUCCCACUACCAUUAAAGCAGGGUACAUAAACUGUCACGUCCGGCCAUAUAUCCCCAAUCCGCGGAGGUGCUUUAAGUGCCAACGUUUCGGCCACGGGUCGCAGGUCUGUCGUGGACAGGCUACUUGUCCGAAAUGCGCUGGCACGGAUCACGCUGCAGAAUCCUGUGAGAAGGAUGUCAGGUGUGCAAACUGUAAAGGUAAUCAUCCUGUCUACUCUCGCGCCUGUCCACGGUGGAAGGAAGAGAAGGACAUACUAAAAGUCAAAGUGACACAAAAUCUUUCAUACCGAGAUGCAAAAGCGCAGGUUGAGUUUUCGAGAAAGGGAACCUUCUCCGAAGUGGUGCGCAGGGGAGUAGCACCACUGAGGAAAUCUGUAGAGACCCAGACUUCUGGGCCUCUACCCCAUACUCCCCAACAAGAAGGAAAGGACACCGAGGUGUCUCUUCCUGUCUCUGGAUUUCCUCCGGAGACAGCCACAACUUCUACUGAAGUUGAUGGCACAGCCUCCAUCUGGGAUGGGGCCACACCAGGCCAAUCCCAGGCCACAUUGCAAGACAUGGACAUGGACGACGACGACUGCUUAUCGCAGAAGUCGUCGUCUAGUCUCCCAGGUGUACUCUCUCAGGGGAAAGAAAAGAGAGAGAGGACAUCUAGCCGAGGUAGGGGCAGCAGACCAAAAACUACACAGAAAGUGCUUCCACCAAGGAUAACUCCUCCCUAAAUAACAUUCAUGUCCAAACAGUCCACGGGAUUCUGUAUUAGCGACCACAUGUUAAGGAUUUUGCUGCUUCUCUCUCCCAUCCUUUUUAUGGGUGCACAGGUUAUAAUCCAAUGGAAUUGUCGAGGUCUUUUUUCAAACUUGGACGACGUUCAUGACCUGUUUGAGGAGAACAGUGCAAUGUGUUUCUGUUUACAGGAAACGUACCUAACUUCGGAAAAUUUAAAUCCUUUUCGUAAGUACACUAUUUUCCGCAAGGACCGUGCGCACACAGCACGUGCAUCUGGUGGUGUGGCUGUUGUCGUACCACUCUCUGUCCCUGUAAGGAACAUUCCACUGGUAACAGACCUUGAGGCUGUAGCCGUACAAAUUUGCUUAGACCAGAUCAUUACAGUCUGCUCUUUGUACUUGCCUCCCUCAGCUAUGGUACGUCAGAGGGACUUUGAGCAGCUUUGCGACCAGCUGCCUCAACCAUUUAUGAUUUUGGGAGAUUUUAAUGCCCACAAUUCUUUGUGGGGCAGUGCAAAAACUGACAACCGUGGUAAGAUGUUGGAAAGAAUACUCUUUUCCCGGUCAAUUUGUUUGUUAAAUAGAGGGUUGCCGACCUACAUGAACUCUGCAACCCAGUCACUCUCUGCAAUUGACAUCUCAUUAUGCAGUCCCACUCUUUACCCCUUUGUUGACUGGAAAGUCGACCAAAACCCUCGAGGUAGUGAUCACUUUCCGGUUAUCCUUAAAUUCUCUGGUACCAGUAAUAAAAGAGCACGGCCACCCCGGUGGAAGCUAUCUGAAGCAGACUGGGAGUUAUUUACCAAAGAGGCAGAACUUGCACCUUCAUCUUUUGAUCGUCUCUGUGUGGAGGAGGCCAACAAGGUGAUCACAGACAAAAUUAUUCAUGCUGCUACACUAUCCAUCCCACAAACAAAAGGGAAUCUCCCCAGGCGUCCUAAACCCUGGUGGACGAGUGAAUGUGAGAAAACACGCAGGGAGCAGAACCGAGCGUGGGGGAUAUUUCGAAGAUACCCCACAAGUGCUAAUCUGCUUGCAUUUAAAAAAGCUCGUGCUAAAGCCCGAUGGACGCGACGCCGAGCCAAGAAGGAGUCGUGGAAAAGAUUUGUAUCCUCUCUAAACUCUAACACCCCUUCAAAAGCACUGUGGGAUAGACUAAGAAAAAUUAAGGGCGACUACGCCAGCUUUUCCGUACCUCUACUACAGGUUAAUGGCACAGUUUGUAAGAGCAUAGAUGAACAGGCAAAUGCUCUUGGUGAGCACUUCUCAAACGUUUCGAGCUCAUCACAUUACACACCUGACUUCUUAAGGUUCAAGGAGCGUGCGGAAAAACAAACACUCUCAAGCGCAUCAGGUGACAGAUGUGGCUACAAUAAGCCAUUUACAAAACCAGAACUUCUUCAAGCCUUGUUUUCUCGUAAAGCCACGGCACCUGGACCAGACAACAUCACUUAUUCUAUGCUCAGCCAUCUGUCAGACACCUCCCUUGACAGUCUUUUGGACUUCUUUAAUCUGGUCUGGAAAGAAGGCAUGCUACCUUCUAGCUGGAAAUUGGCAACAGUCAUCCCUCUCUUGAAGCCAGGAAAAGAUAAAUCUGAUCCAUCAAGCUACAGGCCGAUUGCUCUCACCAGCUGUCUCGGAAAAACCUUCGAGCGCAUGGUGAACAGUCGACUUGUGUACUACCUGGAACAAAACCAGUGUCUGGACCGUUUUCAGUGCGGCUUUAGAGCUGCACACUCAACAACUGAUCAUCUUCUGCGCCUAGAAAGUAUAAUAAGGGAAGCUUUCAUCAGGAAACAGCACUGUGUUUCUGUCUUUUUUGAUUUGGAAAAGGCCUAUGACACAGCGUGGCGUUAUGGUAUUCUCAGGGACCUCCACUCUCUGGGAGUGCGUGGUCGCCUGUUUCGCUGUGUCAGAGACUUCCUCCAGAGUCGACUGUUUAGAAUUCAGUUGGGCACUACUUUAUCGAGGCCUUUCGUACAGGAGAAUGGUGUCCCGCAAGGCGCCGUUCUCAGUGUCACCCUUUUUGUAAUAAAAAUGAAUUCACUGGCCAGUGUUAUACCCCCAUCCGUCUCGUAUUCUUUGUAUGUAGACGAUCUGCAAAUAUGUGUUUCGUCUUCUAACCUUGCUGUGUGCGAAAGACAGCUCCAGCUGACUAUCAACAGGCUAACCAAAUGGUCAUCUGAAAACGGGUUCAGGUUCUCACCCACCAAGACUGUUUGCGUACCGUUUUCCAGAACAAGAGGCCUUUUUCCGGAUCCAUCACUCCAAAUGAAAGAACAUGCAGCAAAA